AUGAUCACGACCAAAGACCUGUUCAAGUCUCUGUGCUGCCUCCUCGUAGGCUUCACCGCAGUUUGGGCGAGUGAAAUCAUCAGAGGCAGCUGCGAUCGAAAGUCUUGCUCGGUCCUGCUCCAGAAAUCCAUUGAGGACGACAAGCUCACUACGACUCACAGCGCACACGUUGUGCAGCCCACUGUGGGUGAUCUCGAGCUCAACGUGCCUUGGGCAAAAUGUGCUUGGUUGGGCUACUGGUGUGGUCGAGGCUUCUACAAUGAGCACAUCGUCACCGCCGACGAGGCUGGCAAUCAGCCCGUACUCGACAGUACUGGCAAUUACAUUCUUUGCAAGCCAGUGAGCGUUCGUCAAACCAUCAGACCUACGUGA
Mixia osmundae IAM 14324 is the source of this 372-nucleotide messenger RNA. RefSeq lists its product as uncharacterized. Lineage: Eukaryota; Fungi; Basidiomycota; Mixiomycetes; Mixiales; Mixiaceae. The coding region runs from base 1 to 372 and encodes 123 amino acids. The transcript is spliced from 2 exons. The record is from RefSeq and is a predicted model, not a curated record.